AAGAGAGAAAGUCCAGAAGAUCGGCCAGAGAGCCCUUCUCCCGGCCCAUCAUCCCCUUUCCCUAGUCUAGGGUCUCUAGGGGAGGGAGCCGCCAGAGCCCCCCGCCCUCGCCCUGCCCAGCACCCGGUGCGAGCCACUCUCCUCCACCCGUCUCGUCGCCCCACCCUUUGUGAUUCAGAGCCCCAGCCCCGCCCAGGCGCUAAUUUAACUCGCCUGGCGGACCGGCUAGGCGCUGCUGCUGCUUACAGCUCCUUGCCGGAGCCAGCUUCCACUCACUCCGGGUCCCGGUCCCCGCGCGCCAUGUGUCUCGUUGGCGGGCUGACCGCGCCGGCGCCGCUGCUGCUGCUGCUGUUGCUGCUGUGUCCACCUGCCGCGCAGGGUGACUGCAGCCGUCCCCCAGAGGUACCUAAUGCCCUACUAACUAUGGGAGAUGUCUCGAGUUUUCCUGAAGGAACCACAGUAACAUACAAAUGUAAAGAAGGCUUUGUAAAGGUUCCUGGCAAGGCGGACUCAGUGGUCUGUCUCAACAAUGCAUGGUCAGAGCUGGCAGAAUUUUGUAACCGUAGCUGUGACGUUCCAACCAGGCUACUUUUUGCAUCUCUCAAAACGUCUUUUACCAAACAGAAUUAUUUCCCAGAGGGUUCCAUUGUGGAAUAUGACUGCCGUCCCGGCUACCGGAAGGACCAUUCUCUCUCAGGAAAGCUAACUUGUCUUCAGAAUUUUAAAUGGUCCAAACCAGAUGAAUUUUGUAAAAGAAAAUCAUGUCCUAAUCCUGGGGAUUUAAGAAAUGGUCGUGUCAGCAUACCAACUGACAUAUUAUACGGUGCGUCCAUCUCCUUCUCGUGUAACGAGGGGUACAGGUUAGUUGGUGUCACUUCUAGUUACUGUUCCCUUGUAGACGACAGCGUUGUGUGGAGUGACCCGUUGCCUGAAUGCCAAGAAAUUUUUUGUCCAGAACCACCAGAAGUUAACAAUGGAUUCAUUCUGGAUCUACGGGACACUUAUGUGUAUCAACAGGCUAUAAAAUAUAGAUGUAAUGAAGGCUUCACCCUGAUCGGAGAGAGCUCUAUUUAUUGUACUGUUAAAGGUGACCAAGGAGAAUGGAGUGGCCCGCCACCUGAAUGCAAAGGUUCUCAGAUUUCUAAGGUCACACCACCAGUUCAGAAAUCCACCACAGUGAUUGCAUCAGCUACCAAGCCCACAUCAACUCCUCAGAAACCCACCACAACAAAUGUUCCAAGUACCAAAGCUCCAUCAACUCAGAAACCCACCACAGCGAGUGUUCCAAGUACUGAAGCUACAUCAACUCAGAAACCCACUACAGUGAAUGUUUCAGGUACCAAAGUCCCAUCAACUCCUCAGAAACCCACCACCAUAAAUGCUCCAGCUACAAAGGCCCCAUCAACUCUUCAGAAAUCCAACACAGUAAACGUUCCAGCUACAGAAGUCCCAUCAGCUCCUCAGAAACCCAACACAAUAAGUUCUCCAGCUACAGAAGCCUUACCAACUCCUCAGAAACCCAACACAAUAAGUUCUCCAGCUACAGAAGCCUUACCAACUCCUCAGAAACCCAACACAGUACAUGUUUCAGCCACAAAGUCCCCAUCAACUUCUCAGAAACCCAACACAGUACAUGUUUCAACUACAAAGGCCCCAUCAACUCCUCAGAAACCCGACACAAAUUCUUCAGCUACAGAAGCCCUACCAACUCCUCAGAAACCCAACACAGUAAAUGUUUCAGCUACAAAGGCCCCAUCAAUUCCUCAGAAACUCAACACAAUAAAUUCUUCAGCUACAGAAGCCUUACCAACUCCUCAGAAACCCAACACAGUACAUGUUUCAGCUACAAAGACCCCAUCAACUCUUCAGAAACUCACCACAGUAAAAGAUUCAGCCACAUCCAAAAAAUCCCCCAUAUCAAAUGCUCAAUCUACAGAGACCCCACCAGCAGCCCAGAACCCCAUCAUGGCAAAUGUGUCUGCUACACAGGCCAUGCCAGCCACCCACAGAUCCACCACAGCGAAAGCUUCAUUUACACAGAGUCUUCCAGCAACACGAAAGUCCACUGCUGUACAUGCCCCAGUGACUAAGGGUCUCCAUACAACAAAAAGAUUGACCUCUGCUCAUAUUACAGCAAAACAGAGUUCAGCUACUCCCAGGACAACCAACGCACCUAAAGGAAAAGGGACCGUCUCUUCAGAUGCCGCCAUCAUUGCAACUGUAUCAACAUUUGAGAACCCUCCAAUACUUCCUGCAUUUAUACACAUGGCGUCUCUCAACACUUCCCACAACUUUGCCAGGAGGAAUUGUGAGUUGAAUAAAACAGUGAGACAACGGAAAGGGAAGAGAGAUGGAACUGAGUCACAUUCUUUUGUGGUCCCGUCAAGGUUCUCUACCAUCUGAACAAGUCUCCCCAAGCCCACCUGGAGGUCCACUGUGCUUUCCAGUACCUUCAGAACCUGCCGAAUGGACUUGUAGAGAACACAUUCUGAACAUACUCUACACAGAAGAGCAACUGAAUCGUAACCUCGAUUUCUCUUAACUUCUGUCACCUGCCUUUCCACCUCAUGUGCUCCUUUCAACAAUAAUGAGAAGGAAAACCCAAAGAUCUCAUCUCAAACUUAGUCUUCCUUCUCAGACAGUACUGAACACAAAAGGGACUGGAAUUACUUGUGGUUCUAAUAAUCCAACCAGAUACAUUCAAAACUAAUCACAGAUUGUUACUUUAGAAUAAAUAUAAGGUCUAAAGUUGAGUUUGUAAACUUCCACUUUCUUCCUUCCCAUCACAGGUAAUAAGUACAGGCUAGCCCAUAUCUAUUUUCCUGCCCCUGGAAAGGUUCCAUUAUAGCUGAACAAGUCACUUCUCCACUGAUGUCAGUAUUUCCUUAAUUGUCUUUAACAGGUAAGCCAGCUCUGAGCGUGUUCCCAGCCCAGAAGAGCUUUUGAGUUGUAAGGGAAAAAAUCAUGAGGCUGGGUGUCAGGACAUCAGAUUGCAGUCCCAGCUGUCACUGAGUGGUAUGACCGCCUGUGUUUCAGGACCCCAAGGCCCUCGCCUGCAAAUUAAAUAAGUUAUACUGAAGACUAGCAAAGGUUUAUUCUAGCAUGGGUAAGUGAACUCUACAGUCUAAUCAAGAGCUGGAAAUUAACUCCUGGCCUUGGCUUCAAAAGUCCCUGGUACAGGAAUGAGUCACCUGUCUGGGCAAUCCCUGCAGAGGAGUAAAAAUAACUGAACCAAAUUGGUAUAAGUUCUUCCGAGAAAGGAUCCCUCCUUCCCUUUGGGUUUAACAUUCUGUCCACAGAAUUCAUGUUUUGUCUUAAAGUGCCAAAAGGAUAGACUCAACUUGAGGGAUGUCUUUACCUGUCUCUGGAGAAUCUCCAUUAUCAUUGCUACUUUCCCUCUUUCUUAGUAAACUUUAAUCUAAUUUUUACAAUGUCAUGGAAGUCACAGACAUUUGGGUGCUUUCAGUGUUUUCCAAUAUAUAGCUUGAGUUUUUUUCUUUAUGGGUUCUUCUAAAAGCCCUGUAGGAGGGAGGAGUUGCCCACGGGAUGGAACACUGUCCUCAGUUUGGCAAUAAGGCCCAUGGAGCUUGUUCUGCUCAGUGCUGAGGCCACUUGGCUCUUAAGCCUGUCCUCACCCCUUGCUACUGAAUCCUUCUGGAGAGAGGUUUCCCCGAGAUUCGGAUGAAGGAAGCAAGCACCCAAAUAAAUUAUUUCCCAACUGUGCUCCUCAAGUGUCUCACAUUGGCAUCGUGCCCCCUUUCUCUCUGUGCCCCCCCUUAGAAAAGUUUUCUAAAAGAAUAUCCAGAGUCCUAAGUUUUCCAAAUGAUUCUUUUCUUUGCAAAAGCAGCAAGACGUUCCUCCUCCUUCGGGAAGUCUGGGGCAAUCCAGUUGCGUAAAUUUCCAACUAAGGGUCUCUCAGGGAUUUUCUUGAAAUGAGGAGGAAUGGGGUGCAUCCAACUAUUCCCGAAGUCUCUGGCUGAGAGGUCAACCAGAGGUCCCUCUAGUGCCCACGCUAUACAGCCCUCUGGGAGACAACCCCCCCCCACCUUGUACAGCUACCAGCAGCGAGUGUGAGGGGGUUUCAGAGCUUCUUCCCUACAGAAGGGGCCCCUGCUUCCACAUCUCACUCUGCUCUGGCUCCAGAUCUGGAGGAUGUCCCUUGGGGAUCCAAUAACAGACUCCUGAGAGAGCACCACCACCCACUCCUUCCUGGCCCCCGCAUCUCCAUUCGGAAGUUUUGUUUCUUACACUCUUUGCUAGACAUUUAUGAUGUCAUUCUCUCUGCCUCUUUGUGUAUCUGAAUUCCUUCGUGAUAACCAAUAAAAUCUAAAAGAAUUGGAGGA
This is a messenger RNA of Ailuropoda melanoleuca (giant panda), 4343 nucleotides long. RefSeq names its product CD55 molecule (Cromer blood group) (gene CD55). Lineage: Eukaryota; Metazoa; Chordata; Mammalia; Carnivora; Ursidae. Bases 301 to 2403 code for a protein of 700 amino acids. The record is from RefSeq and is a predicted model, not a curated record. The transcript is spliced from 10 exons.